AUUUCUUUUCAGUUGGGGGAAAUACGCGGGAAAUGAGUUUGAUUUGGUUAAAGCUGUUGUCAACGACCAACGACGUGUUUCCCUCUAAAUGUUUUUCUCGUCUCUCUCUCUCUCUCUCUCUCUCGCCUAUAUUACAACUUCAUUCUCUUCUCUCUCCUCCCACCUCUCUCUUUCUCUGUCUCUACAUCUUGAUAUUGAAAGAAACAAUGGCUACGGAGAACAAAGGAAGGCCAUUGCCGAAGUUUGGUGAAUGGGACGUGAACAAUCCUGCAUCGGCAGAAGGAUUCACUGUCAUUUUCAGCAAAGCUAGCGACGAGAAGAAGACCAAGAAAGCAUCUGGUGCAGUCCCUAAUAGUCAGAGAAAUCAAAACUCCGAUCAAAACAACCACCAUGAUUCUCAAAAUUCAAAACCUAAGAAGAAAUGGCUUUGCUUCCGUUGAUUCCUGCCUUCUUCUGAAGAAUCCGAGGAUCAUGAAGCUGAACAAGUUAGCAGAAGAUACACACAACACAGCUUUCUUCUCCUCUGCUGAUAUUAUACAUUUUUGUUUCUUAAUUUUAUUUUGCCCACAUUUUGGCCACAAUGGAUAUAAAGAUUUGUCUCCUGGCUCCUCCUAAGAACUUGUUUUUGAUGGAAAUAUAAUUGAGGACAACAGUCCUUUUCAGACAUAAUUAAUGCUAUUGUUUCCUAUCAAUGUAACAAGACUAUAUAAAAUGGUUUCUCAAUAGCCUUCCAAUAGCUUUAAACUCCUCUACCCCAUAACAAAUUAACAUUCAAGUUCACAUAUAUGUUGUGAGCUUCGAAAAAGAUUGAUGACACCACCUGAAGAAUCUGCAGUAAAAGGAUGCUGGAAACAAGUGAGUGGAAACUACACCAGACAAUAACAGCAGGUAACAUGUGUCC
This is a messenger RNA of Brassica napus (rape), 901 nucleotides long. RefSeq lists its product as uncharacterized. The coding region runs from base 33 to 440 and encodes 135 amino acids. The record is from RefSeq and is a predicted model, not a curated record. NCBI's taxonomy places the organism in Eukaryota, Viridiplantae, Streptophyta, Magnoliopsida, Brassicales, Brassicaceae. The transcript has 3 exons.